UUUUAAAGGAGGCGGACACGGGGCGACUGCAGAGCGCGACUGGAGGCGGCGGAGGGUGACAGGAGAGGCAGCCACAGCGAGUCCAGACACCGGUGAAAGCACAAGGAGACAGACCCCGUUUCAAGAGAGAGAAAGGAGCAGAGGAUGUCCAGAGCUGACUGGUCCUUCCUGGAGCACCUGCUGGAGGAGGGCCAGGAGUAUUCGACAGGCAUUGGCCGCGUCUGGCUUACCGUGCUCUUCCUGUUUCGCAUGCUGGUACUGGCAACGGCCGCCGAGUCUGCCUGGGAUGACGAACAGGCCGACUUUGUCUGCAACACGCUGCAACCCGGCUGCAUGGCUGUGUGCUACGAUAAAGCCUUCCCCAUCUCCCACUUUCGCUACUUUGUCCUUCAAGUCAUCUUCGUGUCCACGCCGACCAUCUUCUACUUUGGAUAUGUGGCUAUAAGGGUUGGUAGGGAUGCAAAUGAAGGGGAGGAGCAGGAUGAGGAGCAGGCAAAAGCUGGCGGCGGUGGAAGUAAGAGAGGAGAGAUCGUAACAGUAAAGGACAAUAGCUAUGUGGCUAAAGACAAUGCAGAAGACAAGGAGAAACAAGGGGAUCUUGGGAAAGGAAGAAGAGCUGAGAAGGCACCUCCUGAGGUUCCUAAACUGAAAGGCAGGCUGCUGUGUGCAUAUGCAUUCAGCAUCCUGGUAAAAGUCCUGCUAGAAGUUGGCUUCAUCGCAGGGCUGUGGUUCCUUUACGAUGGCUUCUUCAUCGCAGCAAAGUUUGAGUGCAAGGGGUUCCCUUGUCCUCAUACAGUGGACUGCUUUGUCUCCCGGCCCACGGAGAAGACAAUCUUCACCAUCUACACUCAGGUGAUCGCCGCCGUCUCCCUGCUCCUCAACCUCCUGGAGCUCCUCCACCUACUUCAGCUUGCCAUCUCCCACCGGCUGGAGAAACGCUACCGCGCACAGCGCCAGGACUACCUACCUCGGGCGCAGCAGGCGACAGCGCGAGAGGAGCCUCCAGAACUCCAAGCGGAGGCGUCACAGCUGUACAAAGCAGGGAGCCACGUGGACCUCCCCGUCCAGGGUGAGGCUACAUGCUACUCCAACCCCUGCGAGAGCUACGGGGAUCUGGCCAUAGAGGUGAUCUGGGGACCUGGGGAGGCUGGGAGUGACGUGCUCCCCAGUUAUGUGAACUGCAUGGAGGCUAUGAGGACUACACACUCCCCUAGAGUCCAUUAUAAGAAACACGCACAACACACUGGGAAAAACACUAAGGUCGCCCAUAAGGGACACUUGAAGCAGAAGCAUUAUGUAUGACGCAGAUGGGGGUAGUGUGCUGUUUAUGACUAUGAAAGCUUUGUUGAGUCUUCCAGUUCUUUGUAAAUACUAUCCUGCACAUGACACUUGACUAUCAGGAGCGCACUGUGAGCUCGAUGCUUCAGAGGCAGGCCCGCAUUCAAACAGAGAUUUACCAGAUAAACUGACCGAUUCAAAGGAAACAGUCUGAGAACGCUCCCUGAGGCAAAGACACUGAGACUCCACAAUUAGACAAGACGCAGUCAUAAGAUGCUUUCAUUUUGCAUCUAGUGGCUUUUGGUGUUGAAUGUGACAGUGAGGGGAAAAAAAAACAAAACAAGGGAAAGGGGGGUCUGCAGAGGGAUAUUGUGAGACUAGGCAGCAGAGCCACAUUUAAGCAUAUUCCUCUGAGAUUUGCACUGUAACCCCUGGAGUUCUUUGAAACCCCCCCUCCUCUCCCCGUGCCUGCGCUCGCGCUGUGGAAUGUCCUGGUCUCUGGAUCCUGCUAAGCUCCCAAGAGGAUAAUGGCUGCGUGGAUGCAGGCACGCAUGCAUGCACACACACAAUGUACUUUUCCCCCUCUCACUCGAUGAGUUUCGGUCACUUGAGUCGGGGUUGCAGGCUGGGGAAGAGAAGGGGCGCCAAACCACGGGGAUCAUGGGAUUGUAAGUGACUUCUCGUUGCGAGUGACCAAAGUAUUUUAGCUAUGAGGAGAGAGCGAGAGAGAGAGGACCACCGCACACCAGGCUGCGAGAGCUGAACAGAGCAAAGACAAGCGUCCGGUUUAAAAAUCAAACCUUUUUAGAGAGCUUGAGAGAGAUGCAUUGGUGAUUGGAGGUUGAAUGGACGGCAAGCGGUACAGAAAUGUGCAAACACAGUGAAAGGAAAUGACGAUGUGAAAACUGUAUUUUAAUGUCUGGAGUACUGUGAAGUAAUACCAGUGCAAAUAUUAAUUAUUUUGUGUAAAAUAAAGUUUUAAGUACCACAAACGAAUGACGACACUGUCAAUUUAGGACAUAAUCAUCAUAUGAGCACUCAACAAAUUAAAACUCUUCAGAUCAAUCACAUACUGCGUUACUCGUGUUAAAUAUGCUACAGAUUCCAUACAGAGGCUUCACUCCACACACGGAUCCCUUGGUGGUUUUAUCCCCUUUCUGAACACGGGGAUGAGAUUUCUGUGUGGGAAAAAUGUCUCUGAAGUGUGUCCUGCUUCUGUGUCCAACCAUACACCUUCCACUACCCAAACACUGUCACAAUACGGAGGCACUGAAUCACUCAGGAGACAGUCCUGUGGGGAUAAUAGAAAGGCGGAGGUGUGGAGAAGUGGAUGAGCCUUACGGGGCAUGAUGAGCAUAACCUCCUGAGGGAAGAACGCUGCGCGAAAUAACUUUGAUUUAAUGGCUGUUUUCAGAUCUACAGCUCUGGCUGGAUGGGGAAGAAAGGCAUCAAUUAUAUGCCAGUAAAAGUUCAUACAAGGUGGAAGAGCACUUUCUAUUUAACAUCCCUCGGGGAGCCCUGACUGCUAACGCUGCUUUUGUGGAAAGCAAGCGAUAAAAUCCAGAACUCGGGACCUUCCACAAAGGUGCUCACCCAGGCUCCGAAUGAAUGCAGCCAUAUGUCUUCAGGGCGGCAGCCGCAGCGCUCUGCAGUGCGCCGCUCAUUUCCAGCAAUUUACCGAACUGUCACCAUGACGAUAAGGAGUUAUCUAUAGCAGGAAGGAGGGUUUAUGGGAAAUUUA
Molecule: messenger RNA, 3019 nt
Organism: Chelmon rostratus (copperband butterflyfish)
Lineage: Eukaryota; Metazoa; Chordata; Actinopteri; Chaetodontiformes; Chaetodontidae
Gene: gja4
Product: gap junction protein alpha 4
Exons: 2
Coding region: 145-1302 (385 amino acids)
Biological process (GO): cell communication
Cellular component (GO): connexin complex
Source: RefSeq, a predicted model, not a curated record